This is a messenger RNA of Nilaparvata lugens (brown planthopper), 2082 nucleotides long. It is a transcript of the gene BBS5, whose product is annotated as Bardet-Biedl syndrome 5 protein homolog. Gene Ontology annotation, molecular function: phosphatidylinositol-3-phosphate binding. Gene Ontology annotation, biological process: intracellular transport; cilium assembly. Gene Ontology annotation, cellular component: BBSome; ciliary basal body. The record is from RefSeq and is a predicted model, not a curated record. NCBI's taxonomy places the organism in Eukaryota, Metazoa, Arthropoda, Insecta, Hemiptera, Delphacidae.
UGCUGUUUCAUUCUAGUUAAAGUCUAUUAUUAUUUGAAUCAUAUUUAUACAGAAGCAGACUAUUCAUUAGAUUAACAUCAAACGUCUAUACAAAUCCUGAAGAAGUGCAGUUUUCUUGACGAUACACUAUCAAUUGAUUAUUAUAAUAAAAAUUUCUGCUCAAUUGGCUGAGUUUCCACUGAUUUCUGACUACAUCCCAGCUAUGAAAAUACGAGGAUUUGUCCAAUGGGAUGAUUUUAUUCAAAAACGAUAUAUCUCGCUUCUUGAUAGAACGGAAGAAUAUUUGAAGCCAGAAUAAGGAAGAAUUCUGAAGUAGAGUGUUUGAGAUUUAUAUUGACUGAAUAACUUACAUCAUGAUAGAAAUAUGGGAAGAUAAGGAAGUAAGAUUCGAUCUCCCUCUAUCGCAUAUGAAAUUGCGGUCAGGCGAGAAAGUAAUUGACAGAUUGGAUUUUGUGGAAGAUACGAAAGGCAACGGUGGAGAUAAGGGACGUCUAGUGAUCACUAAUCUCAGACUAAUUUGGCAUUCCUUGACAAUCACUAGGAUAAGUCUCUCGAUUGGAUUGAACUGUAUUAUAUCAGCUACAACAAAAAUUGUUAACUCGAAACUGCGAGGAACUACCGAAGCCCUACAUUUACUGACAAAAUCCAACAAUGCUCGAUUCGAGUUUAUCUUCACCAAUUUGGUUCUUGGCAAUACGAGGCACUUCACAUCUGUCAUGGGAGUUCAUAAAGCUUAUCAGUCAUCACGCAUGUACAGGGAGUUGAAGCUUAGAGGAGCGGUGGUUAGAGGAAGGCAGCUGAAUAUUUUACCUUUGGAGCAAAUCUAUUCAACAAUAGAAGGCAUUUGGAAUUUGUCUAGCGAUCAGGGGAACCUAGGAACGUUCAUAAUCACUAACAUCCGGUUAAUAUGGUUUGCUGAUAUGAAUGAAAACUUCAACAUAUCUUUGCCUUACAUUCAAAUGGUUUCGGUGAAAAUAAGAGAAUCGAAAUUCGGACCUGCUUUGGUGGUUGAAAGCUCGGUGACCAGUGGAGGAUACGUGUUGGGAUUCCGUAUCGAUCCACAACAAAAGUUGCACUCCGUUGCAAAGGAGCUGUCCUCUCUGCAUCAUAUACACACGCAUCGGCCCGAGUUCGGCAUAGAAUACUCACUCAACAUGCAGGACCCAAUUUCAGAAGAGGCUCCUAUAGUCCCCGAAGAUGUUGAAGAGUUUGAUGGAGGUGCCACCGAUGAUAUGUCGCUGGCUCUAGUCUCUUACUACACUGAAGGUGGAAAUGCAGCCGGCCAGGACUUGCCGCCAGUAUAUUGUGGCCAGUUGGGACUGGCCAUUGAGUCGCUGCGGGACGGAUACACACUGUCCCAUCUGUGGCAGGUGAUUCCUCCCUCCACCCCAGCCUCAACACCUGCUGCUACCCCAUCAGCUGAUACCACCGUAUGAGAUCAGCUGAUGGCCUGUCAUUUCAAGUGAUGCGACACUGUUCACUGUUGUGACUUGUCUUUAACUGUGGAACAUUUCAAUAUGACUUGAGAUAGAAGGCAGAAAACUCAUUUUCUCAAAUGACCUGUUCAUUGUGACUUGUCUUUAGCAAGGAUUUGACUAUGGAAUACUUCAAAAACUUCUUUCAUGAAAGAUAGGAUUUAUAUAACAUUGGUUUGUUGUGACUUGUGGACUGUGGAAUACUUGGAUUCUUCUUCUAAGGAGGGUUAAGUGGGUUAAGAGGGUUGAGGGUCAAGUGUAAGAGAGGGCCGACUGCGCCCUAACUUCGCCCUCCUAGGUCAAAAUAAAGGCAGUCGUUCAAUUAAAUUCUAUAAAAGACAUGCUUUAUAUAAAACCUGCAGCUGCUAAACCCAACAGCUGAUACCAUCGUAUGAGAUCAGCUGAUGGCCAGUUAUUUCAAGUGAUCAUCGACACUGUUGUGACUAUAAUAAUGUGGACUUUACAAAAUAUACUAUAGACUAUAAUAGACUACCUUUUGUUAGAGAGUUAGUGGGAGGAUAUUUUUAAUAUUCUUUCCGAAGAAUGGGCAUCGAUAUGUCCAAAGCUCCGCCAAUUUAUGUAGAUGCAUAACAAUAUGAUUAUUAUC